This is a messenger RNA of Ipomoea triloba (trilobed morning glory), 846 nucleotides long. Its product is annotated as heavy metal-associated isoprenylated plant protein 13-like. The record is from RefSeq and is a predicted model, not a curated record. Bases 128 to 583 code for a protein of 151 amino acids. NCBI's taxonomy places the organism in Eukaryota, Viridiplantae, Streptophyta, Magnoliopsida, Solanales, Convolvulaceae. Gene Ontology annotation, molecular function: metal ion binding. The transcript is spliced from 3 exons.
AUUUCCUUUAAUAAUACAUUUCAAUGCUAAAUUCCACUCCAUCAAUUUAUCUUCUCUCUCUAGAAACAGAGGUCUUCAUCAUCAGUGACUCUCUCCAAGACGAUCGAUCAAACCAAUUCAACUCAAAAUGAUGAAAAUCGUGCUAAAACUGGAGAGUUUGGAUGACAAAAUCGCGCAAAAAGUGAUGAAGAAAGUCUCCGAACUAUACGGAGUGGAAUCGAUGUCCGUGGACAAGAACAAGAAACUAUUGACGGUGACGGGGAUCAUAGAUCCGGUGUUGCUGGUGGCCAAGCUGAGAAAAGUGUGUAACACGGAGAUAGUGUCUGCCGGGCCAAAGGAGGGCGAGAAGAAGAAAGGCGACGAGAACAACAAGGGCGGCGAUGAGAAGAAAGGUGAAGACGGCAAGAAGAAAGGCGGAGCUCAGGCGGCCGGCGGCGGCGCUCAGCCAUUCGUGUACUACCCGCCGUACCCUUAUCAGCAGUAUCACUACUAUCAGCAACAGUACCCGCCCCCUGCUCCCGCAUAUUAUAACUCCUACAGAGCUGUGGAUGACACUUCACAUGGCGGCUGUGUUAUUUCCUAAUUUUUCUUCUUUUAUUGUUGAUUUGAAUGAUUUCCUCCCUCUCUCUCUCUAUCUCUUUAUAUCUCUUUCUGACUCUCUCUAUAUAUAAUCUAUUUAUGUAUAAUUAUUACACUCUAUAUGUUCUAGUUAGCUAUUUAUGAGAGAAUUGGCAAUGUACAGUAAAUAAUGUGAGUGUUGUUCUUGUCUUCUUGAUGUUCAUCAUGAGACGGUUUUAUGGUUGUAAUUACUAUGGAGCUAAAUAUGAGUUUAAUCAAUUUGAAUAA